Indicator indicator is the source of this 441-nucleotide messenger RNA. It is a transcript of the gene NHLH2, whose product is annotated as nescient helix-loop-helix 2. Bases 1 to 441 code for a protein of 146 amino acids. NCBI's taxonomy places the organism in Eukaryota, Metazoa, Chordata, Aves, Piciformes, Indicatoridae. The transcript has a single exon. Gene Ontology annotation, biological process: regulation of transcription by RNA polymerase II. Gene Ontology annotation, molecular function: DNA-binding transcription factor activity, RNA polymerase II-specific; protein dimerization activity; RNA polymerase II cis-regulatory region sequence-specific DNA binding. The record is from RefSeq and is a predicted model, not a curated record.
AUGAUGCUUAGCCCGGACCAAGCUGCCGACUCCGACCACCCCUCCUCGGCUCCCUCCGACCCGGAGUCCCUGGGCGGCGCGGACGCGCAGUCGCUCAGCUGCUGCAUCUCGGAUCCGGAGCCCGCCGAGGGCGGUGGCGGCGGUGGUGGCGGCGGGGAGGGCCGAGGCGGCGGCGGGGAGGGCAGGGGCGGGGGCCGGCCCGGGCUGCACCCUCCGCCGCUGAGCCGGGAGGAGAAGCGACGGAGGCGACGAGCCACUGCCAAGUACCGCUCGGCCCACGCCACGCGUGAGCGGAUCCGUGUGGAGGCCUUCAACCUGGCCUUCGCCGAGCUGCGCAAGCUGCUGCCCACCCUGCCCCCCGACAAGAAGCUCUCCAAGAUCGAGAUCCUGCGCCUCGCCAUCUGCUACAUCUCCUAUCUCAACCACGUCCUGGACGUGUAA